AUGAAACUCCACCGAGCUUCUGCGGCCACGUUGGUGCUCACUGCGGCUACCCUCGCUGUCGCGAUCGCGAUCGACUUCAAGUCCGACUUGAGCCUGAAAACCACUGCGGCCACGAAGACGACAUCUCCCACCACGCAGACAUCGUCGUCAACCGUUCAACAGUCCACCGAGCCAACGAGUCUGGCACCCGUGGCGCCUGUGGCGGCAUGCUCGGAUCUGUUGGCCGUCGACAUGACCGCUAUUGGCGGCAACGUCACCACUGCCAAAGAGACCGACAGUAACGGCAUCACCUACUGCUCGGUCGAAGGUGAAUUCACGUCCACUGCUGGCUGGCAGGUCAUGCUUCCCGUUGCGAAUUGGACGCAGCGGUACAUGCAAGUCGGGUGCGGAGGGCUCUCGGACGGAUCUGUCGAGGUCACCAACGGCGAGUUUGUGCUGGCAUCCACGGACAUGGCGGGCGGAUCCGACGGAGAGUUCGGUCUCAACGAGGAGAAACGUGCGGCUUUCGCGCAUCAGGCUGUCCACCAGACCGCGCAGACGGCCAAGAAGCUCAUCCAGGCCUACCACGAUCAGGAGGCGGCGUACUCGUACUUCAACGGUUGCUCGGACGGUGGCCGCGAGGCUGUCAUGGAGGCGAUCCGCUAUCCGGACGACUUCGACGGAAUCAUUGCCGGGGCGCCCGCCAUGCUCUUCACGUUCCAGAACAGUUUCCACCACGGUUGGCUUUCGGUUAGCAACACUGACGACGAAGGAAACCGCGUUGUCAUCGCUGACCGAGCUUCGAUUCUUCACGAUGCUGUUAUCAAAGCAUGCGACUCGCUGGACGGCAUCGAAGACGGCUUGCUAUCGGACCCGAGACUCUGCGACUUUGACCCGUCGACGAUUCAGUGCGCGAAAGACGCCACUGACAACUCCACGUGCCGUGCCUCACCUCAGCUGAAUCGCAAAUACCUGACGGUCGGAGAAGAGCAGUACGGCUCGGAGCUGGCGUGGUCCGGUGUCUUCGUGUCCGAAACGUACGACGGCGACAUCAUGAGCACCAACACUGCGCUUGCCGCCAUCAAGUACCUGAUCUUUGAGGAGUACCCGGGCGACAACUACACCCUGAGCGACUUCAAGUUCGCCAACUCCACCAUCGACCUGCUGCGAUCGCGUCACCACCUGCUCGACGCCGCUGGCGGCAAGCUCAUUCUGUGGCACGGCUGGGCCGACCCGCACAUUUCCCCGCGAACGACGAUCGCCUACCACGAAGCCUUGCAGAAGCACAUGGGCGAGGCCACACUGAACGAGUUCGAGCGUCUGUACCUGCUACCUGGUGUGUAUCACUGCGGAAAUGGUGAGGGCCCCUCCGCUAUCGACCUCGUGACCCCCAUGCUCGAGUGGGUGGAGUCCAACACUGCCCCUGGCGCCAUUGAAACAAGCACACCAACCAACACCGGCGAGAGCAAGUUCGGCCAAUGGGCCAAGUCGGAAUCCGGCAGUGGAAAGCCCCCCUCGGGCCCCCCUUCGAGGCGCAUGCUGCAGACGGAAGCGUCUGGAUCCGGAUCGGCAGCUACGACCGUGACUCGCCCCGUGUAUCCGUACCCCGCAGUGGCCAAAUACAAGGGCACGGGCGACGUGAACGACGCUGCGAACUUCGAGAAGGGCAAGCCGCUUUACACGAAGAAGACCCGCUCCUGGCUGGGCGAGGACGUCUUCAACCCAUACACGCCGACGAAGGCAUAA
Phytophthora sojae is the source of this 1725-nucleotide messenger RNA. RefSeq lists its product as hypothetical. The record is from RefSeq and is a predicted model, not a curated record. NCBI's taxonomy places the organism in Eukaryota, Oomycota, Peronosporomycetes, Peronosporales, Peronosporaceae. The transcript has 4 exons. The coding region runs from base 1 to 1725 and encodes 574 amino acids.